Molecule: messenger RNA, 376 nt
Organism: Mauremys mutica (yellowpond turtle)
Lineage: Eukaryota; Metazoa; Chordata; Testudines; Geoemydidae
Gene: MKKS
Product: MKKS centrosomal shuttling protein
Exons: 1
Coding region: 1-153 (50 amino acids)
Source: RefSeq, a predicted model, not a curated record
AUGAGAAAAACUAGCUGGAUUAAAAAGAACUGGCUGCUUGUGGCAGGACUUUCAUUUCUGGGUGUCCAUCUUGGUACAUAUUUUAUACAAAGAGCUGCAAAGAACUCUGCUAAAUCAGCCUUGGAAAUUAAGCAAAAGGAUUUUGGAGAAUGAAGUAAUUUUCUGCAAUCAUCACAUUAAUUUAUCACUUAUAGUUGUAUAAUUUGUUAAAUAUUAAACUAUGAACAGCUACAUGGACAUAGUUGUCAUUCUGUAUGCAAGGUUUCUCUCUUAUGUGCUUGGUACAAAGAGUAAAAAAAUACUUCUGUAGAUUAAAAGAUCUAUAAUUUAUGGAUUCAAGGAAAAUGCAAUAAACUUGAAAUGUUGUUGGUCAGAA